AUGGCUCCAGUUCAAUUAGCAGAAAAAGAUCAUGAAAGAGAUCAAGAAUUUACCAAGGCAUUACAUGGUGAAUCAUAUAAAAAAACUGGUUUAUCAGCUUUAAUGGCUAAAGCUAAAGAUGCUUCAAAAGUUGCUAAUGAAGGUUAUUUUAAACAUUGGGAUGGUGGUGUUACUAAAGAUGAUGAAGAUAAAAGAUUAAGUGAUUAUUCACAAUUAACUCAUCAUUACUAUAAUUUAGUUACUGAUUUUUAUGAAUAUGGUUGGGGUUCAUCUUUUCAUUUUUCAAGAUAUUAUAAAGGUGAAGCUUUUAGACAAGCAACUGCUAGACAUGAACAUUAUUUAGCUCAUAAAAUGAAUAUUAAUGAAAAUAUGAAAGUUUUAGAUGUUGGAUGUGGUGUUGGUGGUCCAGGUAGAGAAAUUACUAGAUUUACUGAUUGUCAAAUUGUUGGUUUAAAUAACAAUGAUUAUCAAAUUGAAAGAGCUAAUCAUUAUGCUAAAAAAUAUAAAUUAGAUCAUAAAUUAUCAUAUGUUAAAGGUGAUUUUAUGCAAAUGGACUUUGAACCAGAAACUUUUGAUGCAGUUUAUGCAAUUGAAGCAACAGUUCAUGCUCCAGUUUUAGAAGGUGUAUAUGGUGAAAUUUAUAAAGUUUUAAAACCAGGUGGUACAUUUGGUGUUUAUGAAUGGGUUAUGACUGAUAAUUAUGAUGAAUCAAAUGAAGAACAUCGUAAAAUUGCCUAUGGUAUAGAAGUUGGAGAUGGUAUUCCAAAAAUGUAUUCAAGAAAAGUUGCAGAACAAGCUUUAAAAAAUGUUGGAUUUGAAAUUGAAUAUGAAAAAGAUUUAGCAGAUGUUAAUGAUGAAAUUCCAUGGUAUUAUCCAUUAAGUGGUGAAUUAAAAUAUUGUCAAACAUUAUCAGAUUAUUUUACUGUUUUUAGAACCUCAAAAUUAGGUAGAUUUAUAACUACAGAAGCUGUUGGAUUAAUGGAAAAAUUAGGUGUUGCACCAAAAGGGUCAAAACAAGUUACUUAUGCAUUAGAAGACGCAGCUAUCAACUUAGUUGAAGGUGGCCGUCAAAAAUUAUUUACACCAAUGAUGUUAUACGUUGCAAGGAAACCAAUAGAAAAGAAAUAG
This is a messenger RNA of Insectozyma verbasci, 1128 nucleotides long. Lineage: Eukaryota; Fungi; Ascomycota; Pichiomycetes; Serinales; Debaryomycetaceae. The record is from the annotation of a GenBank genome assembly.